AUAUGGCCGAUAUAAUACUGGGUUGCUACCUAGGAUUAUAAAAUAUAUUAGAGUAACCUCCCUUGUCAUGGGCAACACACGUUCUGUAAAUAGUCGAGAUGUCAUCCACUUGUGAAAUGAUUUUGUGUUAGCUGCAUUAACAUAUGGUAUUGGUGCAAUAGUUAUAGCUUAUUGGGGGCAUUACUAUAAUAUUCAUUCCGUACAUAUAUUUUACAAUCAAAUUACUAAGACGUAAACCCACUAAGUCGCAUAAAAUAAUAGGCAUAUUUCAGUACACUUUCACACUAAAGAUUUUCCUCCCAAAAUCCAAGAAGCCAGCAAACAGACAGUACAUAAAAAUGGCUACUGCAGCGAAAUCAGCAUUCAAAUUUAUCGAUAUUGGUGUUAAUUUAACAGAUCCUGUUUUCAGAGGAAUUUAUCAUGGAUCUAGAAAACAUGAAGAUGACUUUAUGGAUGUCCUGAGCAGAGCAUUUGAAUAUGGCAUGGAAAAGAUGAUGAUCACUGGUGGAAGUUUGGAGGACUCAAAGGAGGCUCUGAAGCUAUGUAAAUCACACGAGACCCUGUACUCGACAGUUGGGUGCCAUCCGACUAGGUGUGGUGACUUUGAUAAAGGUACCGACCCUCAGAAGUACUUAGAUGACCUUUUGACCUUGGCAACGGACAACAAGGAUCGUGUGGUAGCCAUUGGAGAGCUGGGACUAGAUUUUGACCGACUCCAUUUUUGUCCUAAGGAUACCCAAAUAAAGUAUUUUGAAAAGCAGAUGGAUUUGGCCGAGAAGACAAAGUUGCCUUUAUUUCUACACUCAAGGAAUGCACAUAGAGAGUUCAUAGACAUCAUCAAGAGAAACAGGGAGCGCAUUUCAGGAGGAGUGGUCCAUUCAUUUACUGGAUCAAAGGAGGAGGCAGCAGAGAUUGUAGGGCAGGACCUGUUUAUAGGUAUUAACGGCUGUUCUCUGAAGACACAAGAAAAUGUUGAUGUGAUGUGCACCAUCCCGUCCAACAGAUUAAUGAUAGAAACAGAUGCUCCCUGGUGUGAUAUCCGUCCUACCCAUGUAGGGUCAAAGUUCAUCAAAACAACAUUUCCAUCCAAAAAGAAAGAGAAAUGGGAAAAGGGAGUGUGCAUCAAAAGUCGAAACGAACCUGUUCAUAUCAUACAAGUCUUGGAGGUAAUGGCUGCAGCAAGAAAUGAAGACAUCAACGAUUUAGCAAAUAAGAUGUAUGAAAAUACAUGUAAAAUGUUUUUUAAUAGUGAUAGGUAAUUAAUCGUUAAUGUUUAUCAUUGUGAAUUAAAUCUGAGGUAAUUGAUUAUCAUGUUUUAUGGCAUGCAAAAUGCUAUAUUGGAAAGUACAAGUGUACCAGUUCAUUAGUACCACAUGUUUGCUGAACAUCGCCUGAGAAAGUGUCAGUGGUACUAUUUUAAUACCAAGUUUGAUAUAUAAUCCUGGUUUCUUGAUGAACAGUUUUGCAAUCUAAAGAAAGGAAGAAUCAAGCUAUUGUGAGGUCAUAAUUGUCGAUGGUCGUUUUAAAAUAUUUUCUGCACUAAACAAUGCAUUCUGAUUGGUCAAUUAAGUGUAAAAAUUGCAAGUGUCAUUUGUCACAGUAGAAACAGGUGUAAAUUGUGUUUACGUGGACCCUGGAAGUUACAAUUAUCUGGUACUGACCGUUAUCACAUUGAUAACUAAUACACAUAUACGUUUGUUGUAGAAUAAAUUUGGAGAAAAUUUGGCAUUAUAAAGAGGUUUGGUGAUGAAUUGAGCUAAACAUAUAAAGGAAUCCUUUAGAAAACGAGCAACAGGCUAGGGACAAUGAAAUGUAUAUGUAGGCGGUAAACGAAGUGGCAAAUUUCAAAAUAAACAAGUGGCAUUAUAUUGAGGUUUUACUGAAGUUAUUUGUGAUACAAGUGCCUGAAGUGGCUGGAUUAACAGGGUUCCACAGUAUUUUUGCAAUAGAAAAUUAGCGUGAUUUUGACUUACAUCAAGGGGUAAUGGUGAUCAUAAGGCUCAAUAAACACAACAUAAACCAUAAUAUUCCUUUAUUAUUUGUUACCUGUAUUUACAAAUGGCGGAUUAUCCGAGAAUUUACAAAUACACAAACACCAUAUAAAACUUUUUAAUUAUAUAAUAUAUUGUAUACAAAAAUAAAGUUACGUUCAACCUACUGAUUAGCAACCUAUUGAUUAGCAACAUCAUUUCAAGUUUUGACUUGUAAUCAAAAUGUACGCUGCAUGACAACUAAUCCUAAAAGAUAUCUGGUAUUUUUUUUAUUUACAACCCUGACCUGGAAUGAACACGUAAUUGGUUGCUAUGGUUACAGGAAAAUCCUCGAAUCACCAGGACUCGUUAUCAUUAAAUACAAAAAAUUGACAAAACGAAAAUAUUUCAGACAGUAUUUUCUUUUUGUUAAAUUGAUCUAAUUUUGGAUAAAUAGUAUUAAGUACAAAUAGCCAGUUGAUAAUAAUUUAUAAGGAACUGCAGUUUGAUGUUCUGUUUCUCAAACAGACCUGUCAACCAACAUUUAGGGGAGAACAGCAAGUGAUAAAAGCUAUCUUAUUAGACUUUUCUCAUGAAUAUCAAGGGUGAAAUGGACAUAUACAAAAUGUAAUGUUGCAUGAAAUAAUAACGAUGUGACAGCUAGAUUGUUUGUGGGUGUACGAACUGUUGUGCAAUUAUAGACAAAAGGAAGGUAAGGGGAGGUCACUGUGUAUAGGAAAAAUAACUGCAUUUGGACAGGGAUCCUUAAAUAUAUAUUAUUCUGCCAGGGGAUAGUUCAGCACUCCUUUGCAAAAUCAGUUUUAAAACCAUACUAGGUUAAUCUCCUUCCCCAUUAGCACCACAGUGUACCUCAUUAUGAAACAAUAACCAUAGAUAUCCCCCCAUCGGUAAAGAGAUGGUACAAAAAUAAUUUGGACAAAUUGCUGAGAGUGAAAGGAAAUUAGUACCUAUUAGCAAAGCUUUUAUGAGGCUAAUCAAUAUCUGUAAAUGUGGGUAUAUUCGUAAUGAGAAUAUAUCUUUCAUCCUUUUUUUCCCCUGCAAGAUAAUAUUUCAUGUAUGAUUUUUCAAAGCUCGCAUUUAAUGCAGUAUUUUGUAUUCGGAGGAAUGUGUGAGAGUAGAUCAGCUUGCUUAUAUCAGUGAUCUACAGCAUUUAUUAUUUAGUAAAUUAAUUAUUUCCACCACUUAAAAGAAGCAAUUCCAUCACAAACAAUUUGCUCAUGGUUUUAAAAUAAUGAAACGUGCAUGCAUUUUAUAUAUCACAUGAAUCAAUUACAUCGAGUGUUCUCGUAUAUAAUUU
Molecule: messenger RNA, 3288 nt
Organism: Mizuhopecten yessoensis (Yesso scallop)
Lineage: Eukaryota; Metazoa; Mollusca; Bivalvia; Pectinida; Pectinidae
Product: putative deoxyribonuclease TATDN1
Exons: 12
Coding region: 339-1259 (306 amino acids)
Cellular component (GO): cytosol
Molecular function (GO): 3'-5'-DNA exonuclease activity
Source: RefSeq, a predicted model, not a curated record